UCCUUUCAUUUCUAAGUAGCCCCUUUUCUCAUGCAUUUUCAAGCUGAAAACUGAGAGCAGAAAAAACUAUGGCUGCCGUUUGCUUUCAUCAACCACGGCCAAGCAUCAACGCCGACGACUCGGUGAUACUCUUUUCGACCUCAAACUCCGCUGAAGAAUCCACCAGCCCUUCCUCCUCUUCUUUCUACAACUCAUCACCUCCCCCUCACCAUUCCCAUAACCCUACUUACAAACUCACUGUCCAUAAACUUUCCUACACCUUCCACCCUAAGUCGGGUAUUCUACCGGAUUCUAUUUGCCAAUUGGUGGAGCAAAAGCCGAAGCCAGUCAGCGUACUCAACUCGGUCUCUUUUGCUGCCACAAGUUCUGAAAUUCUUGCCGUUGUUGGCCCAAGUGGUACUGGAAAAUCUACCCUUCUUCGAAUAAUAUCGGGGAGGGUCAAAGACAAAGAUUUUGAUCCGAAAUGCGUUUCAAUCAACGAUCGCGAAAUAUCUAGUCCUGCUCAGUUGCGAAAGAUAUGUGGAUUCGUUACGCAAGAAGAUAAUUUGCUUCCUUUGCUCACUGUGAAGGAAACUUUGAUGUUUACUGCAAAGUUUAGGCUCAAAGGUAUUGAUGCAAAAGAGAGGGAAGAGAGGGUGGAGAGGUUAAUGCAAGAACUCGGUCUUGUGCAUGUCGCUGAUAGUUUCGUUGGAGACGAAGAGAACAGAGGGAUAUCUGGUGGAGAGAGGAAAAGGGUAUCAAUUGGUGUUGAUAUGAUUCAUGACCCUCCAAUUUUACUCCUCGAUGAACCGACUUCUGGCCUAGACAGCACCUCGGCACUUCAGGUGAUUGAGAUGCUGUCUUCAAUGGCAAAAUCGAAGCAAAGAACUGUGGUUUUGUCAAUACACCAACCCAGCUAUAGAAUUCUCUAUCACAUCUCUAGCUUUUUGAUCCUCUCUCUCGGUUCUGUUGUCCAUAACGGUAGCAUUGAGUUACUCGAAGAAAGGAUAAAACAAUUGGGAAUGCAGAUUCCGUUGCAACUAAAUGCAAUAGAAUUUUCCAUGGAAAUAAUACAGAAACUGGGAGAUUCGUAUUCGAGAACUGAUCAGAUAUCUGAGACAGAGAACAAAGAAGCAUACUCCUACUCCUCAUGGCGAGAAGAAGAAAUUGCUGGCGCAGAUCAACCUGAUAGCAGAAAAAUUGGUAUUGCAUAUUUUUUAAAUUUGUAUGAAAUUCUGAUUUUGUGCUCAAGAUUUUGGAAGAUCAUUUACAGAACGAAGCAGCUGUUCUUGGCUCGAACAAUGCAAGCUGUUGUGGGAGGAUUUGGGUUGGCAAGCGUAUACUUGAAACUGAGGAAGGACGAAGAAGGAGCAACAGAGCGGUUAGGUCUCUUUGCCUUCAGCCUCAGCUUUCUCCUGUCUUCUACAGUUGAGGCACUACCAAUAUACCUUCAAGAGCGGCGAGUUUUAAUGAAGGAAGCCUCGAGAGGAGCCUACAGAAUAUCAUCUUACAUGAUUGCCAAUACCAUUGUCUUCCUACCCUUCUUGUUUGCAGUGGCUCUUCUCUUUGCCGUUCCUGUGUAUUGGCUAGUAGGACUCAAUCCUUCCGUUGGGGCCUUUGCUUUUUUCACUUUUGUGGUUUGGCUCAUCGUGCUGAUGGCUAGUUCUCUGGUGCUCUUUCUGAGUGCAGUCUCCCCUGACUUCAUAUCAGGAAAUUCUCUUAUCUGCACGGUCCUUGGAGCCUUCUUUCUCUUCUCCGGGUACUUCAUUCCGAAAGAGAGCAUACCGAAAUACUGGCUCUUCAUGUACUAUGUUUCCCUUUAUAGGUAUCCAUUAGACACUUUGCUGACAAACGAGUACUGGAGCGUUAGAAGUGAGUGCUUCUCUUGGCAUCCUCAGGAUCUCAGUCAUUCAAACUGUUUGUUCACUGGGAAUGAUGUGUUGAAGAGUAGGGGACUGGACAAGGACACCAGGUGGAUCAAUGUGGGCGUCAUGUUCGGCUUCUUUUUACUCUACCGUGUUCUUUGUUGGAUAAUACUAUCUCGAAGGGCUUCGAAAACAAGAAUCUAAGCAGUUUAAGAUGUUAGAUUAUUGUUAAUGGUCAUUCACGAUGUGCUAGAAUAUAUAUAUAUAUAUAUAUAUAUACACACUUUAAUUUGGCAGGCUCUUCAUCCAUUGCAUUAUUAAAUUACAAGAAAUUAUUCAUAACAUUAUCCCCUGUAGAAAUGUGCUGAAUGUGCUGAAUGUGUUAAUGUUUAUUUGUGAAGCGUGUAUUAAGAAAUCGGAUUAAUCACAGUAAAUCUGCGUGCA
Malus domestica (apple) is the source of this 2288-nucleotide messenger RNA. RefSeq names its product ABC transporter G family member 23. Gene Ontology annotation, molecular function: ATP binding; ABC-type transporter activity; ATP hydrolysis activity. The record is from RefSeq and is a predicted model, not a curated record. Gene Ontology annotation, cellular component: membrane. NCBI's taxonomy places the organism in Eukaryota, Viridiplantae, Streptophyta, Magnoliopsida, Rosales, Rosaceae. Gene Ontology annotation, biological process: transmembrane transport.